GGGCUCCUGCCGCCGAGUCACAUGCUCACCUGGAGAAGGAGGAGGAGCGCGAAGUGUCUCCCAGGGCCGGGGGAUCCUCCCCGGCUCAGAUCCCCAGCUCUUCGCGGAGUAGCGGCUGCAGCGGCGGCGGCGACGGCGGAGGCAGGCAUUGGAGCCGCUGGGCCGGCCUGGGCUGGAUCCAACCUGAGAGGGCAGCAGACCUUAAUUGGCGCCUCCCGUUCCGCAAGACUCCAAAGCCCCGUCUGGAGGGAGGCGGAGGCGGCAGCCGCGCCGCACAAAGUUUGCGUGCUCGUCCGGAGGGCGGAUUGGGGAUCCGGCUCCAUGCGGAGCGGCAGAGCCCGGAGCCGGGCUCAGGCGGGUAGAUCCAUCGCAAUCGCAGCCUGGGGUUGUCGCCAUGGGCAGCUGCGUGGGGAGGCAACACCGAGAGCGGCCGACCACCCCGGGGCACCCGCGCAAGAGAGCAGGUGAGCGCCGCCGGUCAGGCACCCUCUCGGUGCCGUGGCAGCCGGAACUGGCAAGGGAAUCUGGGCCGCUGGAAACACAACCGGGGUUGGGCCCUUGCAGACACUCCCCUGGGGGCCCUUUGCUGGAGAAUUAACUUGUCUCAGAUCCCCCACUCCCAACUCCCACCAUAAUCGGGCACCGAGACCACUGCCAAGACUGGGAAUAGGGUGCCACUCUAUGAUUGUCUUGAGUGGGCAUCGGAUCUUUCAGGAUUGGGCCCAGAUGAGGGCAUAGCGGAGCGGACGGUAGUCUAUGUGCUUCCCCUCCUGUUAGCGAUGGGAAGAUUCGGUUUGGGAGGAUUUUUAAAUGGCCUGGAUCUACUGGGCGGUCUGUGCUUCCUCGGGGAAGCGUGUGGGAUGUGUGUUAGUAAAUGUAUUGGUGGAGUAAGGCUCCCUGGAGCAAUUUGGGUUUCUACUGAUCCCUUAACUCCGUGUUUAGGAAGAGUGUGUGGGAUGUCCCAGAAACUCGCCUACCGGAUUUAUGUAAGAGCCAGUCCGGCCCGUCUCACCAGAUGGGUUGGAAGUGCAAACUACUGUUUCCCCACUGGCUCAGAAGUACAAGUUUGGGCUUGGGGCUGCUCUGAGGUCAGUGGGCUGCCACCUCAGGUUUCAAAUCAGAGUAAUUUUAUUUAUUAUUGCAGAUUUACUAAAAGCACUUUUAUGCAGCUUUAUGUGUUGUUGCGGAAACAAGUAGUGCACAAAUCGUAAAAAGAUGCAUUGUAAGUCAUACAAAAAUAAAAGAGCAAUAUAAAAUCCAAAUGAUACAGUGUGCAUAGAUGUGUGGCUAGGUCCUAGCAAGAACAUUUCCUUUGCCCUUGCUGCUUGAUUGGAAACUUGUCCUGCAAACCAUCAUCAGGUACUCUGGUCCAUGUGUGGGCUCCAGGACAGAUACCUUCACAGCAUGUGCUAAGGCCACAUUUGCUGCUAGAGAGAUUGCAGUCUUCUCUGAACCUAGGUGCGGAAAUUCAUGUUCAUUUCCAGGUUCAAGGGCCCUCCCUGCUAAGUCUCCUGCAAAAUGAUAAGAAUUGAGCUAGCUUAGGCUUUGCUGCCAGAGUCUGUGCAUGUGACCCUGUGUGGUGUGUGCCCAUGUGCGCAAGACCUGCCCUGACUUUUCUUAGUCCAGGUCAGUCAAGAGCACAAUUGGUUCCCACCCCAGACAGCUCAGAUCAGCCUCACUCUGCUGGAGCUGCAUUAGUUGGAUCAAUAGCAGAAACUGCUUUAACUCAACAAGCUCAUCAGCAGUAUUUGGCAUCUGCGGCGGUGCACACACACAUUGAUGCAGGGUUUCUGGAGACAGAACAGUCGACUUCUCAGCAAGAGAGAGGCCUUUGUGGACAUGAGAGCAUCUAAGGUACAGUCUCUGUGUACGGCUGCUUCAGGUUGAUUAUGGUUUUUCAUAAACUUGCCGAUUAUUGGUGGUGCUAGAGCCCUGAUUAAAACCAUGCCCUUGCACUGCCAAAGUGAUAGGUGACACCUCCUCACAUGCUUCCUAUAAAUGGGUAUUUUGGGAGGUGUUGUUUAGGGGCUCCCAGGCAGCCACUCUGCAGUUGCUACUCUGAUUUCACAAAGAAUUGUGUCCUGAGGUGUCCCUCCACGAUGCCGUGAGACUGGAUUUAACUUUGCUGAGCCCUGCACAUACAUCAAGACCGAACCCCACCAGCAGCACACACUGUCUGCUCUGAUCUAUAGUCCAUGGUGGUCUGAACAGGGUAUGCAUCUCUGCAUGUUCCCGCUGGAGAACUUUACCCACUCUAAUAGAGAUUGGGCUAAUAGGACUCCUUGGCAGAAACCCUGAAAUGCUUUGGCACCAUAGUGGCUAUUUCACUGUGUGGCACGAAGGUUUAUACUUGACACCCUGCUUUAUAUGAUACUUGAAGUGCUCACUUCAUGCCUCGGGUAUAGGAAGCUGUUGUCUAUGAAAGCACAAUAAACUAGUCUUGAAAGUGCCAUGGCACUUUAAAUAUAUAUAUAUAUAUUGGUGCUACUGACCUAAAUGCUUCCAACUACACUUCUGGAAUUUAUUUUUUGGAAGACCUGAGCAUGUACUUUAAAACCAAAAGUAAACACUUGGCACAGUUUGUAAGUCUUUCUUGGCAAAUCGCUCUGGGCAGGAAUGCCUAGCUUUUGCUUGUGGGGAGCACUGGCUGGAAUCUCUAUUGCUGUUGGGCUGGGUUGUGAGAAACAGGAAACACUAGCUUCCUUGUAGAGCUCAUGUUUGGCAUGUAGAAGGUCCCAGGAUCAAUCCCUGCUAUCUCCACAAAGAGCUGGGAAAGCCCUCUGCAUGAAAUCAUGGAGAACAUCUGACAGUAAGUGUAGAUAAUAGUGAACUUGAUGGAGCAGUGCCUUGACUUAAUACUUAGUUCCAUGCUGGGAAAAGGAUUUAAGAUUUUGUUAGUCUAAUAUCUUAUACAGCAGGGAGCUGGCACCAAGAAGCAGGAUCUUCUGGGAAAGGAUACACUACUCAAAAAGAAUAAAGUUUACCCUAAUGCAUUUAGUCCUUUUGUUUAACUGUUUUUGCAAGCAUGUCGGACUCCUGAUUUUGUUGGGCUGCAGUCCUACCCACUCUUACCAGGGAGUAAUCCAUAUUGAGCACACAUUGGGACUUGCUUUGAAGCGAAAAUGCAUAAAAUUGUGUUCGUUAGGGAGCAGGCUAUCUCCCUGCCGCAGAAAUCUUGAGCUGCUCUGAGGCUUUGUGGUGGUGUUUACCUUAAGUGCUUAUGAAAAGUUGGGCUGGCACUCCUGGUGAUGUAUUGCUGGCAUUUUGCAAACGCAGGCAGUGUGAGCUGAGCUGAGUCUUCAAGAAACAGCAAAAACAUGUCCCUGAUCUACUCAUCCAAGAGUGUGAACUGGAAACUGUGCAGUCAAGUGCAAUGCAAGCGUUUUGGCUGAUGGGAUCUGCUGAGUUCUGGACUAAGCAAGUGUGGACUUUAAAAAUAUUUGGGGGUGUGAGUUGCACCAGAAGCUUAGAGACCAACAAAGGGAAGCUCUUACAGACAGACUCUUCUUUCACUAGGGAAAAAUAAAAGGAAAAAGCCCUGAUUGGGUUAAGGGCAUUGCAGAUCCCAUGGAACUAUGAAAAUAAUUUGGAGCACUGAUACCAUUGCUGAACUCCAGCACAAGAAUGACUUUUUGCCUCCAAUUAUGACAUAGUGUCAACUUAAAGGCUAUUAUCUUGGCUUCCGGUCCUAAAUUAUGGGUCCGUUACUAUAAGUCACUGCACUUCAUCCCAACAAUGGGCUGGGUGGAAUGAUACUUAAGUUACCCUAUCCCAACUCUCUGAGGCUCAGGCUGUUUUGGACACUAUGUUCUUGCAGCUUCAGGGUUGUUUCUUGUGUCUGCAUGCAUGGGUAAACAUAAUAUGUAAAUUGCUAACACAUGGACCUGCUUUACUGAUAGGCCUAUGAAAUCCCAUGAUGGUUUGGGAAUUCUGGUUUUCACAGGUCUUUUGAUGAGUCAGACCCAUAUGUUACCAAUUUACACAUUCAGUUUGCCCAUGCAUGCACAUGACGUCACUGAAAUGAUUCCUACAUAUGCCACGCAAGUGUAGCGUGUGAACCUAUCCUGGAAGAAACUCAUCAGCUGGUUUGGGUGUUGUGCAAUGUGCAGUUGCCUGGCAUGCUUCUUUCUCCGAAUACACCCUAUCAUAAUCAGAAACUGGCCCCACCAAGGGACUGCAGGACUGACUCAUGGCUUUGCUCUGCUCAUGCAGCCAUGGAUUGCAACUGCCUGCGUGUUGCUCCCUGCAAUAAUUACUGUUUUGUAGGAGGCAGAGAAAGGGAAACAGGAAAUGGGGAGGGCUGGGUAAGUGGGCUGAGAGCAACACUUGUAAGUUACACCUUCCCAAAGAGGAGGCUGACUGCAGCUGAUCCAUAAAGAACAAGCAGGGGCGUUGGAUAUCAUAUGUAGAGGGAGAGAGUUCAGAGAAUCAUAGGGCUGGAGGAGAGGUGGGCUUAUAGGCCACCAGGUGUAAUCCCUGCUUGAAGAGACCACCACCACCACCACCUUCCUUGAUAAGAAUUCUUCCUUCUGUCACCACAAGCGUAUUGCUGUUGAGUCUCUUUCUUUUUGCUGGUCCCUGCUUGCCCUGCCUCUGUCGAUGUUAUUGACUGAUUUGCUUUGAUGCUGUAGGCAGGCAGGGAGUUGACCUGUGCAGUCCAGGAGGUCAUACCUACCUUGGCAGCUGUUGGCUUACCUACUCUGAUGUCACAAUGAGGCUUGCCUGGCUUGAUUGUUUGCCGAGGCCUUGGAAUCUGUUGGGUUCUGUGGACUGCAAGCGUCCUACGUGAGACCAAACUGCUCUUCUGUGGCGAGAUGGUCUUUCACGUGAUACCAUGUGGGUGCUGAGUGAGAUCUGUUGAGCCAUCCUGGGGCUUUUGAGAAAGAGGGACUUGUGGUUUCUAAGGUAAGGGAAAGCUAGAAUGUUAAAUACAGUGGUACGUCAGGUUACAUACGCUUCAGGUUACAUACGCUUCAGGUUACAGACUCCACUAACCCGGAAAUAGUGCUUCAGGUUAAGAACUUUGCUUCAGGAUGAGAACAGAAAUCGUGCUCCGGCGGCACGGCAGCAGCAGGAGGCCCCAUUAGCUAAAGUGGUGCUUCAGGUUAAGAACAGUUUCAGGUUAAGAACGGACCUCUGGAACAAAUUAAGUACUUAACCUGAGGUACCACUCUACAUGUGAUUGACUCGCGUGCAACCGCAUAUAUGUGUGGUGCCGGGAAAUAAUUAAAUCGUUCAAUUCAAACUUGGAAAUGGUGGGAGAGCUGGAGAGUCCUCGUGGCUCAUGAGGAUACCCUCCCUGGAGCCUGAAAAGGACGACAGUGAAGGCGGAGGAAGCCCCAAAGAGACUGGAGGUGCAGUGGCGCUUUGUUUACACUGCUCAACCUCCCCACCUAACAGCUGAUGUGUGGAGUAGCGCAGCAGCAGCAGCUUUCCCGCAUGUCCUCCAGCCUCCUGCCAGUCCCAGAGCUUCAAUUCUAGUUGUGGAUAUUUCUGGUAUGAAUUGAAGAAAGAGUGGCAGAGAGGUUGUUUAGAGGGUGCUCCCCACUUUAUGCGAUUUCACUUAUGCACACGAGGGCCCAGAACGUAACCCACACAUAAAUGAGGGGGAUGCCUGUACUGAACUAUGCUAUGGUGGUACAGUAUUUUAGAAUAAAUGGCACUGUAACGACCCUACCAGCCCUGCUGGGGUAAGACUAGUAGACUGGAAAUUUUUCCAAACUGGCUGAAAUUAUGAUAGUGGUACCAACUUAGUGUGAGCUGACCAUUGUGUUCUGAUAGGGCCCAGCCCCCGGGUAAGCAGGUAUUCUAGAUUACUGUCUGCCUUCUGCCCUUUUUCAUUUGUGUCAUUAAAUUCCCUGUUUUGGAUUGAGCUUUGGCUUGGAUUUAUUGCCUGGUUCAGUUGAAGGAUGGGUGCAGGCCCAUGAUCCUGGUUAUCUUUGUGUCCCACAGGUCAGAUUUUAACCCCCUGGUUAUUUAGUGGAAGUCCCACCUGUCUGUCUCUGUUACUACAAGAACAUCUUGCAAGGUUGGAAACUAUGCGUCUCCCACCCUCUUUCUUCUUUGCAUGGUUCAGGUUUUCAGUAAGCUAGUCCUGUUACCUUGCAUGCAACAGUUCCUCUGACAGGUUUUAAUCUGUGCCCAGCACCCAGCUCCCAGGCCUGAUUGUUUGCUUAGCUCAGAAGGUGUUGCCCAGAUGCCUCCCUGCAGAGCAGCUUAGGCAGGAAUUCACACCUGGGAGCCUAAGUUUACACUUACUGCUGCUUGAGGGUGUGGCAUCGCCAGUGGCCUUCAGAACCGGCAGGGAACAGGUGUGCACAGGCUGUCAAUUUAAAGGGGCAGAUUCAGGGUAUCUUAUUGCAAUGCCCCCUGCCUUGAGAUUCAUUCCUGUCCUGCUGCAUCCUCAGUGUUGGUGAAAGACAAGAUUGCCUGCAGCUGAGCCCAUUCUGUGUUGACCAGAUCAAAAUAGGACAGGAUUUCUGCACCUUUAAUAGUUGUGUAGAGGAGGAAAUUUUGAUGGCUACAGCUUGUCACAUUGCAGAGCUGAGAGAAACUGCACCCAGUAGAAUUCUCCUGUCUGCUCAACUGUUUUGGGGCCAUAUCCUGAGCUGCGUUUGGUUAGCCUAGCUGACUCACAAAGCUGGGGUCCUUAUUUGCUGACAGGCUGGCGCGCCACUGCCUGUUCAUUGUAUUCGUAACCCCCCCCCCUCUUCUGCACCAUGUGGCGCUUCCCUAGAGUGCACAAGGAAGAGCAAUGCCAACAUGACUUCAGUUAAUGUGGCUUUUUCAGCAGACUUCUUUAUUUCUUCUUCUGUUUGGGCCCUGGAGUCAAUUUUGAAGGCUGGUGCUGGGAGACCACUCUAGCUUUGUCCAGUCGAAACCAGAAUACAGUUCUCAGGGAAAGAAAUGCCCUUUGCGACAUAACCCAGCAUGGCUCAUAAGAACAUAAGAAGAGCCUGCUAGAUCAGGCCAACAGUCCAUCCAGCGCCCUGUUCUCACAGUGGUCAAACAGAUCACUGUGGGAAACACACUAGCAAGACCUGAGCACACCAGCACCCUCCCCACCUGCAGUCCCCAACAACUGGUAUUCAGAGACUUACUGCUUCUGGCAAAGGAGGUGCUACAUAGUUACUGUGGCUAAAAAAGGUAAAGGUAAAGGGACCCCUGACAAUUAAGUCCAGUCGUGAACGACUCUUGGGUUGUGGGGCUCAUCUCACUUUACUGGCCAAGGGAGCUGGCGUUUGUCAGCAGACAGCUUCCGGGUCAUGUGGGCAGCAUGACUAAGCUGCUUCUGGGGAAACAAGAGCAGCGCAUGGAAGCGCCGUUUACCUUCCAGUUGGAGCUGUACCUAUUUAUCUACUUGCACUUUGACGUGCUUUCGAACUGCUAGGUUGCCAGGAGCAGGGACCGAACAACGGGAGCUUACCUCGUCGCGGGGAUUCGAACCGCCGACCUUCCGAUCGGCAAGCCCAGGGCUUAGUGGUUUACACCACAGCGCCACCCACUUCCCUAGUUACUGUGGAUAGUAGUCAUCAUCAAUUUACCGUCUCCUCCAUGAAUUUGUCUAAUCCUCUUUUAAAACCAUCCAAGUUGGUGACCAUCACUGCCUCCUGCGGAAAUGAGUUCCACCGUUUAACUAUGUGCUGCUUGAAGAAGUACUUUCUGUCCUGAAUCUUUCAAUAUUAAUUGUAUGCCAAUGAGUUCUAGUGUUGUGAGAGAGGGCGAAAAAUCUUUUCUCCAUCCACCUUCUCCACACUGUGCAUAAUUCUAUGUCACCUCCCACUUACCUUUCUCUAAACAAAAAGUUCUGGAUGGCCUCAUUAAAGAAAGAAAAAUCUUGGAUGAUCCCGCAGCCAGCUCUGACAUUUUCCAGCACCAUGUAACAUAAUUCAGUGGGCAGGACUGUCCUUGGCUAAUGCAUCAUUCAUUUACCAAUCCUGGUGGUGGUUCCCUUCAGAAAAUGCUGAUCCCUUCUGUUUUCUUGCAGAAUGCCUCUUUUGUGCACAGGCAAUUUGUCAUCCAAGGGCUCAUGCAGGGCAGAAGGGAAGAAAGAGAGUGGGCACAGCUGUGUCUGAAGGGCAUGUCCAGGCAAGAAACGACGGAGCUGUGUUAACACAGUGCAUGGGAGCAUCUUGCUUCCAGCAACACAAAAAACAAAAUGCUUAUGCCCUAUGUGUAUCCCCUUCUGUGACCACAGAUGCUACGUUUAUGCUGUGUUGUCCCCAAAUGACUUCUGGAUGUGCAGGAUUCCAGCCUCCUCUGUUCCUGUCAGGGUGCUUAUUAAUGUGUGUUGCUAAGGAGCAGUUCCUGCCCACCGGCAGAAUCCCAAUGAUGGGCAGUUGAGGAGUUGCGAUUUACUGCAUUCACACAAAACAGACAACACUUGACUUGUAGGGAGAGAUGUUCGGGAUCCUGAGGCUUAGUCGUCAUCUUCUGUUCCUGGUUCUCUGCCUUGUCCUGGCAGGAACUCUUUCAUACCCAACUCAUUUCCAUAUUAGCCACAUGUGGUUUUAUGAGGCUCCUAAAUCAUCCCUCCCUCUCCGUGUUUCUCUGUGAAACCUCUUCACUGGGGCUUAACAGACUGUUACUGAUUGCAGGCUGCACACCAGUCUUCAAGUCCAUUGGGCUUUCUCCCUGCCUUCUGCUUUUGGUGCAGGAAUUGCUCUCUUGUUUCCUUGUGUGAGGGCACACAUGAAGCAUUUUGAAAACAGUAGCAUGCUAUAUGGAAACCAUUGCUGUUAUGCAUAUUUUCAGCUCAGGAAUAUCGCUGGCUUAAGAAUGGCAGGAGCAUUAAUGUUCAAUGUGUGUUAUCACAUGCAGUCUCUACCUUCAUAAGGACCUAAUAAGAGCCCUGCUAAGUCAGACCUAAGGCAUCUUUAGCCCAGCAUCUGUUUCCCACACUGGCCAACCAGAUGCUUAUGGGAAGGAAUCCCACAAGAACUUGAGAACAAUACAGUGGUACCUUGGGUUAAGUACUUAAUUCAUUCCGGAGGUCUGUUCUUAACCUGAAACUGUUAUUAACCUGAAGCACCACUUUAGCUAAUGAGGCCUCCUGCUGCCGCCGGGCCACCGGAGCACGAUUUCUGUUCUCAUCCUGAAGCAAAGUUCUUAACCUGAGGUACUAUUUUUGGGUUAGCGGAGUCUGUAACCUGAAGCGUAUGUAACCCGAGGUACCACUGUAGUCCUUUCCCACUGUUGUUUCCCUGCAACUGGUGUUCAGAGGAACCAGAAGCACUAUAUCCUGGUGUAGCAAGCAGCCAUCACGACUGGUAAACUGUGAGAAGCCAUGAAUUUAUUAACACCCCUUUUAAAGAUUUUCAGCUAGUAACCAUCACCACAAGCACCAGGAAACGAGAGUUUCUUAGGUUCUGCCAGUGGCAUCCACAAGGGAUCCUAACAUUGGCUUUGAGGGUUUUGGCAAUGAUAUAUGGUACAUCCUGAAGCAGUAGAGAGCAUGUUGCAUGAUAAUGGCCCACUGGGUUGAGCAUAAAUCCUGAGCUCAGCCUUGCCUGUCCUCUCCUUACUCCCUGUCCUGCCCACAUCUUUGUGGCCUUGGUGUUAAACAGCUGGUUCCUAUUCUGUGCUGCCACCUUCCUGAUUCAGAUAUUUCAGUUGGAUCCAGCAUGUAUACAUUCCCUUUAAUAGUUUGCUCUGUUUUGCUUCUGGGUACUUGGUUUCCAAAGGAAUUAAGAACCACAUAUUCCUACAUUGAAGCAGAUGCCACCCGACUCAGGAGAGGCAAUGGCAGAAAGACCACCAUAAGUUGUCUUAUGUUUUUUCAGACUGGCUACAUGGUUCCUUCUUUUUUCAGCUUGCCUGAUUUAGAGUGAGAUUUAUAUCCCACAUUGCCAAUGCUCAGUUUCAGAGGGGUAGUCAGGUCAGUCUAUAUUGUAGCAAAAGCAGCAAAUAGUCCUUUUUGUGGCUGUUGCCUACAUAUUUGGUAAGAGUCUGCCUCAGUUGUGUGCAUUUUAUGGUUACAAUAGCAGGUACAUGACUAUUUAAAUAUUUUCUGACCCGAGAUCCUUAGUCCAGCAGACCACAAACAUUCAUUUCUUCCCAGGGACACUUGUUUCUUGAUUCACCUGCACAGAGGAAGAAAGACUUUUAAAACAGCCUGUGGGGGGGCGGGUGUGGUGUGGGUGUCCAUGUCCCCAGCAUGAACUUAGUGUAGCUUAUCUCUUUCCUGUGUGCCAUUUCACACAGGGAUUCCAUAAAUCUAAUAUAAUGGUUGUCUUGAUAUACGAUCAAAUGUUUUAAUUCUUCUUUGUGAGGCUAGCGUAGGAGAGUCACUUUAUCAAGUCAUGAGCUGUUCCUUCCUGUCUCAAAAAGGUAGCUGAAAUCAUUUUUUAAAUGCCAUAGUAAAACCAGUCUAGCAACUUGAAACCUGGCUUCCCCUCACCCACAGAGGAACACCUUGCUUCUGUAGUCAGCUACUGAACCUGCCUUCUGAUUCCUUUGUCUAAUGAUUAAGAGUCCAUUGCUACCUAAGACAGUCCUAAAGACUGUCAUGUACUGUAUACGUUUUACAUUUGGCUCCCUCCUUCACACAGCCUUUGGGAUCACACCCUCCCAUAAUCUGAGUAACGUUAGACAUGCCAUCAUUUGUUUUGCACUAACAGGAUGAACCAUUUUAAUAUCAUACCCCCAAGUAACCCAGAAAUCAACAUGUUUUCUUUGUAGCUUAUAAUUAUUUCCGUAAUUUUGGUCUUGUUUGCUGCAGAAAUGACUGGGCCAGGUGCAAACAUAAGUCCGGGGUGCUCUAGGUAUAAAGCAGGACUGUCAGGCUUGAGGGUGCUGAGUUUAAAACAUGGCAGAUUAGAGAUCUUGCCUGAUUCCCUUCUGGCAUGUUGCAAACACAGUGCAUGUGCUGCCUGUACAGGUGAGCUCCUGACGGUAGAGCUAGAGAUUGUGUUUCUGGGGAAUAAAGAAGAAAGUAUAUUGAAGUGGAGAUGGGGGGGGGCGUUUAAGGUUAGGCUUGGCAGAGCAGGAGGGGAGCUCAGCCCAUUGUUCUCUGAAGAGGGAGACAGCUGGGGAGUGGGAGGCAGCCCAUCCCCACUUAAGCUGGGGAGAGGGAAGUUUGGGGGGGGUGCAGACUCAGGUCAACAUGUGAUAAUGUGUCACUUAUCUGAAAACACCCGAUCAGGAGUUGGUGCGAAGGCCAUGUGUGUGUGUGUGUGCAGUCAGUGCCCUUCUGCCUUGGUGAAGGAGCCCCAGUUCCUUUGAGACUUGAUAGUGAUAGACAAGCAGGCUCCGCUGUGGGGAAUCGAAGCUUGUUACAGGGCACAGACAGAGAGAAUCUGACCCACUGCUGGCAAUUUCAGUUAUCAGCUUGGCGAACUUGAUCCUUCCACACUGCACGAGUGCUGGCUGGGCCUAGCAGCAUCCCUAGUCUUAAAAAAUGUGGUUAGUUUUGCAGUACAACAGGUUCUGCAGAGUGACGAUUCCUUAGCAUGUUUUUUAUACCUGUUGUCUGUUGAUCUCCUCGGAUGCCUCCCAGCUCUUAUGAUUAUGAUUAUGAGAUAAUAAUAGUUGCCUCCACAGGGCUGAUUGCAAGUGGAAGUUAGGUAAUGCGGGGGGGGGGGGGGGUAGGCAGAUCUUGUUGUCUCUUCACCUGGGUUUGAAAAGUACCUAAAUAUUUCAUUAAAGAAAACCAAUAAAAGGCUGCUGGCACAGAUGGGACGAGGCUUUUUCCUGAGAGUCUCUAGGUUCCCAAGAAGUUGAGGGUAGUGCCUAUGCACUUGCACUUCUGCUGGAAAUGGUGAUGAAAUAUUUGGCUGGCCGGAUCCGUAACCUGAUACAAUAAGGCUUUGGAUAUACUCCUCUCUGUAGUGUUGCUGCAACAGCCAUGACUCAGUGGUAGAGCACUUCUUUUGCAUGUUAGAAAGUCCCAUUCCCUGGCAUCUCCACACAGGGCCGGGUUUGUUCUCUGUCUGAAACCCUGGACAGCCAGCAGACAAUGCUGAGCUUGAUGGUCCAGUAGUGUGACACUGAAUAAGGCAGCCGUUUCCUGUGUCCUUGUGCCUUCUAGGAGGAGACACCCCAGGCAGGAUAUUUUCUCCCCAGACUCAUCAAAUCUGGUACUUGGGGAAAGGAGGAAGGAGAUUUCACACCACCUUCCACACACAACUGCAGUGUCAGGAAUGAGUGGUCUGUAUUGAGUUAUUGUGGGAUUUUGGGGGAGCAAAAAUCUACACAACACAAAAGGAACAUCUUGCAGCAGGGUAAGGUGUCUAGAACCUGUGGCUGAACUGGCUGGACUUUGGUGGCAGUGUCAUUAAAUAGCAGCAGCUUUGGGCUUGCUACCUGAGGUUGGUAGUGGCUGCUGCUCACUACUUCCCUCUCUGCUUUCUCAUCAUGGAUUGAGAGGCUGAAAACAGUUGUUUGAGAUGGAUUCCUGUGCACCUUCUGCCUGGUUCUUGAGCUGAGCACCGACUUCAUGAAAGACAAAGCAGGGGUCCUGGGUUUGGAAGUAAACUGGAUGUCUCCUAGCUCCUUCUCUGAACCAGAGAAGGGCAGACCCAACCUUUCUUAAUUUUGAAGCUCCUUCCGAUAGGGACCACAAAGCUGCCUAUCACUUUAAGAGCUGAGAGAAAGCAAGAGAGCCUGUGCCAGGCAGUGACAGUGCUUCCUGGGCAGAGGAACCAUAGCUGCACACUCUCACUGCCUUCUGUCUUUUAAAGUAGCAGGCGGAAUGGCCAGAGUUGUUCUGAUCAGUGCCUGAUUGGCAGGUAGACCUAGAAGCUGUCUCAGGGUUGUCCAAUGGGGACCAAGCCUGCUCUGAAAGCAGCCUUUGUACCUCUUCAGUCAAAGACCAUUUCCUCUGUGUGCUGAGUUGCCUGGAGCCAAAGGAAUGGUGUCUCUUGUCUAUGGAGGUGGCUGCUGCCUGCCUCUUCCUCUGCCUACUACUGAGCUAAUUGUUCCCAAGCUACUGGUAAUCUCCUUGAGAAGCUUAACUUAGCUGGGGGCUGGGAGAAGCCAGGAGACUCUACCUAUGGCCUGGUAAUGCCAGCGGCUUGCUGUGGAAAGCAGGUGGCCAAAAUAAGUUCUGAUUUUGCGGCGCAAGUAGAAGUUAUUUCCCUUUGCUCCUGUAUUGCAAGGUGCAUAAAGGAAACUGUUUGCCCUUGGAGUUCAAUAAGCUCCAGCAGGGGGCCUUGCUAGCUCCCCCAUCCUUCAUUGCAGAAGUUGUCUGCUAAAGAUGCCACAUAACUCAUUUUAAACAGGCCUGACCUGUUUUUACUUGCCAUCUGCCCAGGUUUUUGUUUUAAUUCAGCUUUAAUGCCAGGCACCAGGCCAUUUAAAAAGCAAUUUGCGUAUUAAAAUGGCGCAACUACAAUAGUUCAUAUGCAAAUAAGCCACAGCUCCUUUUGACUGUGUAAAUGUGGGAACCCUAUUGCCAGGCCUGCCUCAGGUGCCCCUCCUCCUCCUCCUCCUCUGCAGGUAAAGGACCUCUAACCAAAGUAUCCUGGUCCCUUAGUCAUGAUGGCAACUCCCCCUUCCUAUCCAGGGCAGCCAUAAAAGGUUGCUACCACCUGUAAGGUAUUGGUGGCACCAUCCUCAAUGAUGCAAUGACCAUGUUUGGGGACAAGGGAAGGGCCACCCAAGUUUGGGACUUGACUUGUCUCUUGCUUUUUCCAGCUUUGUUCUCUCUUUCUGAGAACAUGUCUUGCCCCUGGCUUUUCUCUUCAUCUACCCACCCUAAUUAGACUUAAACCUGCAGCACAAGCUUCUUAUACAGCUGACUUGAAGCUAAAUCCCCUUGCAGAGCCAGCCUGGGCAGGGUCAGCUCAGGAAGCUGGCCUUCUGCUUCCUCCACAGAGAGCGCUGAGCAAUGCACCUCUGUGAAAUGCAUGAGGGGCGAGUGGUGUGGGGAGGCCUCCCCUCUGCGCGCCCCUUGAAUCUGGAGGACAUUUUCCUGGGGAAUGAAAGGGCCACAACAGCAUUGGGGGCAGGGUAAGAAUUAUUGUCUGGAAAACGAUGUUUACUCUGUGUGCCUAUGAUUUCAUCUUGCUUGCACUCAUGGAAUCCGUCACAGAAUUUGGCACCCAUAAAUUCUCCAUUUUCCUGUUAAAACCACACAUCUGUUGCUGUUACGGCUGUGAACAAAAGCUGGGACACGUGGGCAGUGUUGGGCGAAUUCCUUGACGCCAGAGGACCCUGUGCAAGACUUCCAGCUUCAGGGGCGGGUGUGGGGAACAGGGACAGGAAGGUGUUUGGGUCUUCCCUUGGGUGUGUUGUUCCCAACUCCCUUGCGUCUGACCAUUCCCCAGAUCAACUCAUUUGAACGUUUCAAUCUUGGAAGCAGAAGACAGUAUGCGCACACACAAAAAGCAAAAUACGUGCAUAUUUUGCAUGAUUUCCAUAAUUUAUUCAGGUCACCGAAUUUGAACCUCCUUGGUGCAGAAAUAUACACAGCCCUCAUUGUUCGUCUUUCCUCCUAAGUACCAAGGAGAGGUUGUUGCGAGAUAAGAGUCAAACAAUAUUGCAUUGAUUUUUCCAAAACAAUUAGUCUCUAUGAUCUCUUCUGCUGCAGAUAGUGACCCCACAACCCAUGAGCAGCUGCUCCAUAAAACCUACUUCCUGGUAACCUAGUCGUUACAGAUUCUGUGCUGUGGUGCUUUUGUGGUGGGUGGGAGAAGUCAGCUGGGAAUGAGAUGGCAGCAGAGAGUCAGUAUUUGACUUUGUCCCAAUGGGAUCCAUGCAGGACUUGCUCCCUUUGGAAACUGCUAACGUGGCACUUUUACCCAGGAUGGGAGGGGGUAGCUUUUACUUUCCCAGCUAUUUAGUGGUCUUAUGAAUAUUGCAUGAGAAUUACAGGCUCCUAAGAAGGGGAAUGGCUCUAUAUUUCGCUCCCUGUUCCUUGGGAGCCAGGCUAGUGGCUAGCUGUCCGUUCUGGGAUUCAAGGGCAGCCAUUUCCCCCAGCAGUGUGUGUGACUUUCUGACCUGUUCCAAGGUUGUCAUUGGCUAGCAAACUCUCCGUACAGGUUUUAUUUCUGCAAAUGGUACUGAAGCACUGCUCUUUCUCACUGCUCCCAUUAAACUGCAGCUACUUACCCCAAUCAAUCUCUUCCUGGCCAUCUCUAGUACCCCUAGAGAUUGUGGCUGGUUAAUUACAUCCUGGCGGCAGGUAUUCCAGUCACCGCAUCUCGUGGGGUUGGGCUGGAUCAGAGUGCUUGCUUCCCGCACAUCUCCCCCUCUCCCCCCACUUUCUCCAGACUGAACAUGGCAAGGAGGCUGAAAUCUACAGUGAAAAGGACACCAAAGUCUACAGCAAGCAGCAGCAUUCUGAGGGGCUGCUUGGGAAGCAGAGGAAGCCUUGCAGUGAAAUCAAACCUUUGGUCCAUCUGGCUCAGAAUUACAGAGGCUGAUUAGCAGCGACUCUCCAGGAUUUGAGAGCCAAACUGCACAUGGCACUGAAUGUGUCGCUUGGAAUCGUGUCAGGGGUGGUGUUGUUGUUUAUUUAAUAUUGGUGCAGGGCCCUAGUUUUCAUCAGGACCACAGUGCAAGGGGUGAGGAGGUUGAACCCAGUUCACACCCCCACACACCCCACUGUUGUUAGCCUAGUAACAACCAAUAGUUGGGGGGGGGGUUCGUUGGGAAUGUGGGGAGGGAAGGAGCCUUCUUGCACUUUACAGUCCUGAUAAAAUCAGGCCUCCUUGUGCCUGCUUUAAAAAAAAAAACAACAACCACCACAAAGUGUUUCCAAGCGAUACAUUUGGCAUCACAUGCAGUUUGGCCCUUUGACAAGGAAUGUUUCCCAGCCCUUCCUGCAGAUGCCAGGGGCUGAACCUGGGACCUCCUGCAGGAAAAGCAUGGGCUCUGCAACUUGAGCUGCAGCUCAUCUGAGGUCCUGUGCCAAAGAAAACCUCAGGAGACCUUGCUCAGGGCUGCCCUCUGGUUGUAUCUAAGAUCCUAUUCCUGCUGCUCCUUGGGACCCAUUAUGGACAUGACGUCUGACUGUUCACCCAUGAGUGUAAGAUUCCUAAAGACAUGGCAAGGCAGGCCUGCUCAGUUGGAUCUUGUAUUGUGCUCAGCCUUUGACCCCCUGGUCUUAUUUGUCAUCCAUAAACUUUGGUCUCCAGCUGUUUGGGACUACAACUCCCAUCAUCCCUAGCUACCAGGACCAGUGGUCAGGGAUGAUGGGAGUUGUAGUCCAAAACAGCUUGCGCCCCAAGUUUGGGAAACUCUGAUACUCACUAUUGCAGGCAUGAGGAACAUAGGAUACUGUCUUGCACUCAGUCAGACAAAUGGUCUAUACAGCUUAGUAUUGUCUUGUUUUUGUUUGUUUGUACCCUGCCCACCUGACUGGGUUGCCCCAGCCACUCUGGGUGGCUUCCAAAAUAUGUAUAAAAACAAGAUAAGACAUUAAACCUUAAACAGCUUCACUAUACAAGGCUGCCUUCAGAUGUCUUCUAAAGGUUAUAUAGUUACUGCUCCUGGAUUAACAUCUUCCCAAUUAAAGCUUUUAUAACCCACUUUUUUCUCCAAGGAGCUUAAGGUUCUCUCCCUCCUCAGUUAAUCUCCACAACAACCCUGUGAGGUAGGUUAAGCAGAGAGGCAGUGACUGGCUCAAAGUUACCCAGUGAGCUUCCUGGCCAAGUGGGGAUCUGAACCCAGAUCUCCCAAGUCUUAGUCUGACACUCUAACCCAGCCUUUCUCAACCUUGGGUCCCCGGAUGUUCUUGUACCACAACUCCUAUCAUCCCUGAGCACUGGCCAUGCUGGCUAGGAAUGAUGGGAGUUGUAGUCCAACAACAUCCAGUGAACUAAGUUUGAGAAAGGCUGCUCUAACCACUACACCACACUGACUUAAAAAUAAAAAUCAGCAUUUUAAAAUUCUGCAUUUUUUAAACUAUUCCCCUCUCCUUUUCUCACCCUCCUGUCCUGCCCCACUCCAUUCUCUCAUGUGCCCAUUUAUUUGAAUGGUUAAAUCAGACAGCUUUAGAAUGGGAUUGUACUUGUGAGCCACUGUGGCAACUGUAGCCAAAAAGGUGGGUGCAAAUAUCAUCAUCAUCAUUAUCCACACUCUGAGGCACACUUGAGUUGGGGACUUUGUCUGAAUGCACUGCCAUGUGAGAGAUUGUCAUGUGACUUGGCAUUUUCAAAGGUUCUCUCUAUAUUCCCCCUCAUACUCUGGAGCUGAGAACAUGACUCACAGUUCCAUCUCUCCCCCCACUAAUUACGCUCUUAAUGUUAGUGCUCCUUGGCCCCAUCAUUAUACUCAGUGGCGGGUGACAUUCACUGGAUUGUUUUGCAGAGCACCAGUUAUAUCUUGAGUCUCCAAUGUAGUAUUCUUAUUUGUGGUUUCUGUGUAGACCCACCCUUGGGCUAUGUGCCUCUGCUCAUGAGAGCUGUGGAAGUCUGUAGAGCAGGGGAUUCCCAAACAGGGGGCCAUGGUCCGCAAGCUUCAUUCAGGGAGCUCACGGUGUGUCUGUGGAUUUGGGCUGGAGACAGGAGCUGGCCCACCCAUCCCAUAAAACAUUGGCAUUGGUUUUUAAUUGUAUGUUCUUGCUUUUUUAUUGCAGUGGUUCCCAAUUAGCUAAGUACUGCAGGCCCCCUGUAUUUCAAAAGCCAAGCCACGGACCCCCUACUUUUAAAAAUGUUGAUAUCUCUAUGGUAGUUUUUGUUAUGUGCAUGUUGCCAUGGAUCCCAUGGGUGGGUUACGAACCACCAACUGGGAAUCACUGUUUUAUUGCAUUAUCUUUUGAAUUCUAUGGAAUUCUAAUUGAAACACUGUCGACUCGCAACUCACGUGCAUUUAACUUGUGCGAUCCCAGCUUUAACUGGUUGACUCCCAAAAGGCAGGGGGGCGGCAGAGGGGGGGGGACCUUUGGCAAGCCCACCUCCCAUUGCACACACCUUGGGAGAGCCAUUCAGAGGUGCAGGGAGAGUCUGUAGCUGCCUUGGAAGAGAGGUGCAGGGAGAAUGCUGCGCUGUACUUUUUAUGGUUUUAAAAUGUUGUUUUGACUAUACACAAUUUUGGCUUUAUGCACUAUCCCCCAGAAUGUAACCCCCGCAUAAAUUGAGAGUCAACUGUACAAUAAAAUGCUACGUAUAAGAGAUUAACCUUCAACAUUGCACUGUUAUCCUCCAUCAGUGCAACCAUUUCUGGAUAAUCUUCCCUCUCUUCCUCCUUUCUCCAAUUCUCCAGAGCAGAUUUAGGGGAGGUGCAGGGGGCCUGUGGAAGGAGGAAGGAAUACCCCAUCCUGCUCGUGGGAUCGUUUGCGUUGGCUUCCGCUAGCACACCAGGUUAAUUGAAUUUGGGCUAGAGGGUUGCAUUCAACUAAGUCUUACUCAAAGUUGAGCCACUGAAACGAAUGAACCUAAGUUAGUCAUGUCCAUUAACUUCAAUGUGUCUGCUGUGAGUAGGACUAGUAUUGAAUACAACCCAAAAGAAGAAAUAAAAACCAUACAGCAUCUAGCACAGCACAUUUGCUGCAACGGGCGAAAAUAAUAAUUUAAGUGCUGUGCCGUGACCCUCAGCAAUUUCGAAGUGGUCCCUGGGGGUUGGAGUUUGGGGACAUAAGAUGAGCCUUCCGGAUCAGACCAAUGGCUCUUGUAGUCUAGCAUCCUGUUUUCACAGUGGCCAAACAGAUGCCUGUGGGAAGCCUGCAAGAUGGACUGUUCCAGAAAAUGAGCUGAGGAAGGGAUGUGCCUGCCUCUUGGAACAUGCUCCAAGGGGUGUAGCAAACACCUUCCUGUGUAGCCCAGAACAUUCCUGACAAUUUCACAUCUAGCCCAGUAAUUAGGCUCGUAAUGUUGGUAUUGCUUGCCACAUCAUUAUCCCCAAUAGUAGGUUGCAAUCCCGUAUUAUUUUGCAGAGCAACAGUUAUGACCUUCCUGAGCUUGGAUAUGUUUGUUAAUAUCUCACACGGCAUUAGCUUUUUGUGCCAAAUCAUCUCAAAAGGUGGCUCAUGCUUGUUAUUCUGUACACACACACCAAGACUAUCCACACAAUGCUGCGUCUGCAGGUUCUCUCUUCUUUAUAGAUGUACAUUCUUGCAAUCUUUCCCGUGUUAUGCUCCGUAUGUAUCCUAUUAAAUUUCUUCUUUUUUUUAUAAGAUAUUUAUUAAAGUUUAAACAUUACAAAGAAAAGAAAAGAGGAACAAAAGAAAAAUACAAGCAAUAAACAAUUACAAAACCUCAAAAACAAAAAUAAAUACAGUAAUACAAAACAUCAACAAUACAAAAAAGGGAAAAAACAAAAAAACAAAAGCAUUUAAAAAACCCAAAAAAGAACAAACAAAAAUAAAAAGAACCCCGUAUUUUCAUAUCCUUAUCUUUCAUUUGCUUAUUUCCUCGACUUCCUCACACCUCCUUUUUUGUAUUCUAGUUCAAUUAAUUAUUCCAGCAAGUCCUUUCCCUCUUUCUCAAAUUUAGUUCCAUAAUUUAUCUUAACACAAUUUAGCCUUAAAUUUACACCUUUACCCAAUGUCAAUCUAUUCAUACUUAAUUCUUUAUAAUAUUUCUACUAAAGUCAUAUAGCUUCUUUCCAGCAUCCUUCUAACAGUAUCCUAUUAAAUUUCAUCAGUUUGUGUUCUCGGCACAGAUCUGCCGUGUAUCGAGAGCAAAAAGAAAGUUUGUCCUCUCCUCCAUGGGGCUUUUAGCCCCCUCCAGUUCUAUACUCAAUUAAAAGAAAACGUUUCAUAGCCUUCUCUGUUUAAUGCUGAGUUAUUAUUUCCCGAGACAGCUUUCCACUCAAAUUGUGAGGCUCCCUGCUUUGUAUUAACUGUUCCUCAACUUGGUUGCGUGCACAGUUUUUGGAUGACACAUUUAGAAAAUAUUUGGAAGGCCAAAACAAAGCUAAGAUGGAGAAUGCAAGAUUUUGUGCAGAGAUAAAAACAGAGGAAAUGUGUCUGUUCGGAGUGGGAGAUUGAGGAGAGACAUGGGAAGUAUUGAAAUGUCCCCCUUUUAAAACACUGUUAAUAAAAACGCGUUUCCUUUAGAAGGGAGGUAUAGGGGUGUUUGUCGGCAGAUAUGCACCUGCUGGCUUUGUUUUGGGGUGCCUCAUGGAUCCUGCAUCUGGUAAAGGAGCAGAACUUGAAGAAGACACUCAAGAAUCCAUGCCACAAUUAGGAAGAGAACCCCGAUGAACUGAACUUUUCUCAGAGGAGCCCCUGCCUUGCUGUAGCUCAUCCUUUGCCAGCCUUGCAACUCACCAGACUCCAGCUCCCUGGCUUAUUCUCUGGCUAAUUCCCCGUGCUAUAAAUACUGCCUGGGGCUCCGGUCAGGGCGGUGGCCGUGCAGGAAAAGCUCUGCCAGUGGCUACGUGACUCGUGCUAAGCUGUGAAAAGGGCGGGGCAAUGGCUGGCAGAGGAAAGGGUCUGGCUAGGGUGAAUCACUUGCUUUGGGACCCCCCCCCCCCCAUUUGAAGCCUCCCUCUCCCUCUGCAGGUCGCAAUGAACCUUUGAAGAAAGACCGUCCCAAGUGGAAGAGCGACUACCCCAUGACCGAUGGGCAGCUGCGGAGCAAACGGGACGAGUUCUGGGACACGGCACCGGCCUUCGAGGGCCGCAAGGAGAUCUGGGAUGCGCUCAAGGCUGCUGCCUAUGCAGUGGAGGCGAAUGACCACGGGCUAGCACAGGCCAUUAUUGACGGUGCUGGAGUGACCUUGCCCCACGGUAUGUGAUGCGGGGCGGGAAGGGGGCAAGAGAAGAAGUGGCACAGGGCUAGUUCUUUCUGCCUUAUCUCUUGCCAGAGGUAGAAAUCAUGCCCUGUGCUGUGAGCGUAAAAUGGGAAGUUCUAUCCAGGCAAAAAUCAUAAAGAUGGAAUAGGCAAUCGGUGCUCCUCUCCAGGUUCGUUGGACUGCAAUCCCAUAAUCCUUGCAUGGCUGUUGGCCAUGUUGGCUGGGCUGAUAGGAGCUGGGAGCUGCAGGGCCAGAGAUUCUCCCAUCCCUGUCUUUAGGGCCUGAAAUCCCUGUUUGAACCCCUUGCCUGCCUGCCACAGUACAAGCACACAUGUGCACAUGCAAGCCCAAGAUAGCAGCAAAUGUGUGUUUCUCACCAUGCAUAUUAUGCAGGUUAGACACACACGGAAGUAAUAAUUGGCCAUGCCUCCCUGCUACUUGUCUCCACUGUGAGAAAUGUGUUUACUGCCACAAAAUAUAUGAAGUGUCCUCAGAGCUGGUACUUCCAGGAUUCUUGAGCUCCUUUUAUCCCUUCUGUACACAUUUGUUCCUGGAAUAAGGACAACAUUCUCCCAAGACCUGAACAAACUGAGACAGCUUUGCACUGUACCUGCCACUUCACCUUCAGGAGGAAAGAGGAAAAGUGCCAACUUCAUCCUUGUUACCCUGUGUUAGUCUCCGUAUGGAUGAAGCAUUUAUUUGUUUAUUUAUUAACAUUGUAUCCUACUCUUCCUCCCAAAGGGGCAAACAUCAAAAUGUUAAAACAAUACAAUCUUAAAAACAGAAAAAAACAUGUACAACUUUUUGAAACAAUUUAAAACUGUCUAAACACAUUUAAAAGCAGUCACAUACCCUCACAGCUACUAUUUUCAAUGUUGUCAUGUCCAGUACCCAUCAAAUGCCUGUGUAGUGGCACCUGCCCUGUGAAACACCCUCCCACCAGAUGUCAAAGAGAAAAACAACUACCAGACUUUUAGAAGACAUCUGAAGGCAGCCCUGUUUAGGGAAGCUUUUAAUGUUUAACAGACUAUUGUAUUUUAAUAUUUUGUUGGAAGCUGCCCAGAGUGGCUGGGGUAUAAAUAAUAAAUUAUUAUUAUUAUUAUUAUUAUUAUUAUUAUUAUUUAUUAAACAGGGAAGUUUUAAAUUUCUCCUGAAAGCCAAUAAUGAGGGAGACAGAUUCACUUAAUCCUGGAGGGGCGUUCUACAAAUGGGGAGCCACGAACAAGAAGGCCCUGCCAUGGGUCAAAAUACCAACUGGGCAGCAGCCAGAGUUAGUAUGACUUACAGGGCCUCACCUGCCAAUCAUAGGGCCUGGGGUGCUUAAUGUUGCGGGAGAUGCGCCUUUAAAUACUUGUUUCCCAAGCCAUUUAGGGCUUUGUACACCAGCACUCACAUCUUGAAUUGGGCUCAGUAACUUGCUGGCAGCUCACUGGCAGCUGGGGUGUGAUAGGUGGCUGGGCAAGGUUGUUUGGUUAGAGAGUUGGACUAGGACCUGGGAGACUAGGGUUCAAAUCCCCGCUUGACCAUGAACUCACUGAGUGAGCUUGGGCCAGUCACUUCUCUCAGCCUAGCCUACCUCACAGGGUUGCUGUGCAGAUUGAAUGAGGAGGUGGAGAACCAUGUACACCACCUUGAGCUCCUUGGAGAGGAAAAAAAGGAAAUAUAAAUAAAUUAAAUAAGGAGAGGAAAUGGAAAGCUUACAUUUAGUUUGGUUAAGAACCGAGGGGAAGAGACUGGGUUCCGUUCCCCCCUGUAAGCCUCUCACGCCCCCUGCUGGCGCUUUCUUUCUCCUGCAGGCUCCCUCACCGAGUGCUAUGACGAACUGGGUAACCGCUACCAGCUUCCAGUCUACUGCCUGGCCCCCCCUGUCAACCUGAUCAUGGAGCGGAGCGAGGAGGAGGGCGUGGAGCCCCCCGAGCCAACGCCCAACACCCGGCGCGAAUUCCCCCUCAAAGUCCGCCUCUCCACGGGCAAGGACCUGCGCCUGAGCGCCAGCAUGACAGACACUAUCGGGCAGCUGAAGAAGCAGCUGUACGCCCAGGAAGGACUGGAGCCCACCUGGCAGCGCUGGUUUUUCUCGGGCAAGCUCCUGACGGACAGGAGCCGCCUGCAGGAGACCAAGAUCCAGAAGGACUUUGUCAUCCAAGUCAUCAUCAACCAGCCGCCUGCACCGAGGAACUGAGCUGGAGGCGGGUGGUGCGGCGCCUGGCCUUCAACCCAGGGACUGAGAUUGCAGGAGGCUGCUCUUGCGCCUGGAGGGGGGCCAGCAGGUGGCGCCCUCGGAACCAGAGCCAGAAGGUUCCCCAGCGGCCCCUGAGAAAUUGCACAAACUCACUCACUGCAAGAGGCAGCAGACUGCGUUGACAGCGCAGAUGGGCAACAUUGAAAGUGGUUUAUCCCCGUGGUUUGUCUCUCGGGGCCCUUUGGGGCCAAUUUUUUUAAACUUCCCGGAACCACAAGGAUCGGACCUCCCCCCUCUUCCCAAAUUAUCCAGGCUCUGGGCUCGGCUGGCACCGAAACACAUGCCUCCCCCCCCCCCUUGCUCAGCUCCAGUCCGGGCUGAGCUGCCUGCGCUUGAGCCUAUAUGACGGAUUGUGGACGCUGUCUCCUGGGCACAGCUCUUGUCGUUUGGGCACUGAGAAGCUGGAGACCAAAGCGUCCCUGACACGAGGGACCAGGCUGGGCCUAGGGCUGCACUACGUGGGUCAGAAGACCCUGCCGGUUCUGGCUCCCCAUUUCCAGGCCACUGAAUGAGACCUUGAGUAAUGCUGCGGUUGGCCCUCUUUGCACAAUUUCAUGGGAUGAGCCCAGCGAGGCAGCUGCUGCUCAUCCUGGUUUUAUGGGCAGCCCCUCAACCAGAUAAGGUGCGAUACGGGGGAAGAUGGUUUGUAUGUAUAGGUAUCAGUGUAAUUUAUCAAUAAAGCCUUUUCCAACUAGCCUGG
Podarcis lilfordi (Lilford's wall lizard) is the source of this 23564-nucleotide messenger RNA. NCBI's taxonomy places the organism in Eukaryota, Metazoa, Chordata, Lepidosauria, Squamata, Lacertidae. The record is from the annotation of a GenBank genome assembly.